Messenger RNA from Ostrea edulis (European flat oyster), 2689 nucleotides. RefSeq names its product leucine-rich repeat-containing protein 74B-like. The transcript has 12 exons. Bases 261 to 2183 code for a protein of 640 amino acids. NCBI's taxonomy places the organism in Eukaryota, Metazoa, Mollusca, Bivalvia, Ostreida, Ostreidae. Gene Ontology annotation, molecular function: protein binding; calcium ion binding. The record is from RefSeq and is a predicted model, not a curated record.
UAUCGUUAUGCAGAAUGGCCGACAAAGAAUAAGGACAGCACUACGCUGCCUUGGUGAUGAUUUGGAAUGAUGUCAUAUGCAUCCGGGGUAUUGGUUUGAAUAUCACUUCUGUUUAGCACUAAAAAUCUAAAAUGGAGGAUAUUUGAAAUAUAAACAAUGUGAGUCUUCACUAAUCUACGAAUGAAGGCCUACAAAAUCAAUGGAAAGGACGUUUCAUUAUAGAAAUUAAGUAUUAUAUAGAACACAAUUUCAACAUUGCAAUGCCGAGUGCAGGAGACGGAUCGGCAAAACCAAGAACUCCGCGACAAAACUCAACCAAAAGCAAAACACCGAUAGAAUCAAAUGAUCCACCACUCGUUCUUCCUCCCCACAGUAGGCCCGAAAGUCCGGACAGUCGAGUGUCGUCUGCUCGGAGCAGACGAACAGAUCCCGCCGGUCUCAUCACAGAUUUAACUCGCUUAAAAGAAAUCACACACGAUGAUAGAAUCCAAAGUCCCACGUACAGAAAGCUUUUGGGUGAUUUUGGUUCAGAAGAACUUCCCCAGACGGCGUAUCAUGCGCGGCUGGAGCCUGAUGGACUUGAGCCCAGGGACACCGUGUUCUUUGGUGGAGACAUUGAGGGUCGACUUCAGGAAGUUGAGGACGACAUUGAGGAUAUUGAAGACGAACUCGAUGCGGAGUUCGGAGAGGAUCUCGAUAAUAUUUCUUCCAUUGGCUCGGAUGAGGAAGCACGUGCCGCAGAGUAUGACACGGACUUGGAAGUGGACGCUGACAAAUUGAUUUUUCCGGAGAGAUAUGAUCACGACACAAGUGGAAGAUCUGCAUACUUGAAGAAAUGCGAAGAGAUUGGUGUACAGCCUAUCACUUUCUUCAUGAAACACAUGCAAGACACUCAGCUUGUCAUGAAGUAUCACAGUCUUGGACCCCAAGGAAUGAAAGCCAUUGCCAAACCACUAGAGGUAAACACUGUAAUAGAGAAAAUUGAUCUCGAAGGAAAUUAUAUCCUGGGAGAGGGCGCUACAUACCUGACUAAGGUACUGAGGGAGAACGUCUAUGUAACGGAACUGGUGCUAUGUGAUAACAAAAUAGGUAACGAUGGAGCACAAGCAAUAUGUGAACUUUUGUCAGAAAAUAAGACAAUCAUCCAUUUAAACUUAACAGGCAAUGAUAUUGAGGAUUCUGCAGCUGAAGCCUUCUAUGAAAUGUUAACGAGAAAUGCUUCUAUAAAGACGCUGAUGCUUCGCCAUAAUAAGUUUGAGGACGUGGGCGCACAGUGGUUCCACGACUCCAUGAAUGAAAACGUCACAUUAGAGACAUUAGAUCUCAGUUUUAACCGAUUUCAAAACAAAGGCUGUGUACUUCUGGCACAAGCUCUCAAGGACAAUGUUGGACUGAAAUACCUGGACAUUAGUAUGAAUGGUUUUGGUCUAGAGGGCGCUCGAGCCCUAGAGGGCGCGCUGAAAGAAAACAAGUACCUGACGGAUCUCAAUAUCAGCUACUGUCGCAUCCCAGACGAGGCCGCGGUUCACAUAGCGGGGGGUCUUCAGCAUAAUGAUACCCUGGAAAACCUUAAUAUUGGAUAUAACCCUAUGAAAGAAGAUGGAGCAGACAAAAUUUUGACGGCUGUUCAGGUCAACCAGAACAGUGUACUGAAGGUCUUAGACUUUGGUGUUCUCAUGGUAAAGAAAUCGUUCAAACAAAUGGAGGAACAGCUGGCGCAGGAGAGAGGGAUGAAGACGCUUUACGGUGGGGUACUACCAGACUGUCCUCGGACGAAACUCAGGGGUGAUAUUGACGCCAUGAAGCUGCUGAUGAUGAGGGACCCGAUGGCGAAGUUAAAAGCCUAUGUGGAGAGAGAGGGGUAUCGAAUGAUCGAUCUGCUGAAAUCUUUCGACAAAGAUAACAGUUUUACAAUAUCAUUGGAAGAACUCAAAGAGGGUGUUAAGAAAUGUAAUAUUGACCUCUCAGACCCUCAGAUUUCUCAACUGAUGAGGCAACUGGACAAAGACGGAAACGGGGAAAUUGAUUUCAGCGAGCUGCUCCAAGGAAAUGACGAGUUGAUUCUAAAGAAGAGAGCGGCAAAGAAAAUCCAGCAAGCAUUUGAUCAAAGGAAAUCACUGGAGGAAACUCAGCUAGAAGCCAAGGCUGAGCCGAAGUCCUAUAUGUCCAUGAUUGACAGUUGAUCAUCUACGUCACUUCCUCUCUGUCAUGUAUAAACCUUGUGCAUUUCCGUUGACUAUAUAAGGUCGCUUUAUCUUUAAUAGCGACUAAAUCAAAAUGCGUUUAGAUGAAUUUAAUAAUUAUCAUUUCGUUCAACCAGAGGGUAAAAUCCAUAAAGCUGAAAUGUACAUACUUCUUUCGUUAUCUACAUAAUUAAUGCUUGUAUAUAUAUUAUCUAAUGUGGAUAGAGUCGUCCCUGCCUUCCGCUUUGUGUCUAUUUAUAGCUUUGUCGAAGAUGAUACUACUGUGUCAAACGAAAGGUGUGAGGAACAAAUGUAUUUUCAGUAGAAGAGUCGUCUUUCAAGUUUUUAAUCGAUUGAUCCGAUUAAUUAAUAUUCAUUGUUGUUGUAAGUAAUGAGUAUGGAUGAUGGUAACGUCAUUAAGUUAUUUCAAUGUCUGUUUAAGGCUAAGUCGAUGUAUUUACAAUGAUGUAAUAAGAAAACUGCUGUAUUAAAAUUAUUUAAAUGUU